Mercenaria mercenaria is the source of this 2914-nucleotide messenger RNA. Its product is annotated as tripartite motif-containing protein 45-like. Gene Ontology annotation, molecular function: ubiquitin-protein transferase activity; zinc ion binding. Gene Ontology annotation, cellular component: nucleoplasm; chromatin. The transcript has 2 exons. The record is from RefSeq and is a predicted model, not a curated record. Gene Ontology annotation, biological process: positive regulation of DNA-templated transcription. NCBI's taxonomy places the organism in Eukaryota, Metazoa, Mollusca, Bivalvia, Venerida, Veneridae. The coding region runs from base 503 to 1849 and encodes 448 amino acids.
CAGCGUAGGCAGGACAAUUUCAGAUGGGAGGUUGUUCCAUAAGACCAGAGUACUUGGAGAAAAAGGAAAAUUUGUAAUAUUGGAAACUGUAUGGAUUUGUCUAUAGGCUAGUGUAUGUGUGACGAGUCGGUCUCCUUGGUAUCUCAAAAUAUGCUAGAACAGGAAUAGCUACUAGUGAUUGCACAAUUUUGUAAAACAUUAUUAAUUUUGCAUCAGUUCGUCUAUUCUCCAAAGAUCUUUAAACGAAAGAAGACACUAAAUGUGGAAUAGUUGUAGAAUGUCUGGAAUUAUUUUAGUAGAAUCGAGUUGACAUUUGAUGCCUACAACCGAGAAAUUGUAAAAUACGUACAUGACCAGAUAUGGAUGCACAGAUGUUGAACUGGAAACGGCUGAAACAUUUUCUUACGAUUGUCCAAUUUAUGAGCAAUGGUCAUACCGAAGCCAGCUGGAUCUAGUUUUUGCACAGUUUCGUAAUUUCAAUUUACUUGGAUGACUAGACAGUAUGUCACAGCGUAGUACGACACCAGAUUCUGUGCCUGGAAGGAAGAAAACGAAAAAGAAGGGACGUGGGAAAACCCCACACAGUAAAACUGAAAGUGACAAAUUAGAUACCGGUAACAUAUUUUGUAAUCCUUGUAAAAAUGUUUCGGGAAAUCAUAUUUCUGCGGAAAAGUUUUGUGUAAAUUGCUCUGAAUAUUUAUGCAAAUCAUGCAGUGACUAUCACACUAAACUUGCUGCAACUAGAGAACAUGUGUUGCAAGACAAAGAGAGCGUGCCUAAGGAUAAGCCCAAGGUCAAGGAAAGGGCAGAAAAGUGCCAUUCACAUCCUGACAAUGUGAUAGAUUAUUACUGUAGGUCAUGUGACCUAACAGGAUGUCAAGCUUGUAUAACUUUAGAUCAUAAGACAUGCACGAAAGUGGACUAUAUGUCAAGUACAAUAACUGAACUGAAAGACAGCAAGGCGUACAGGGAAUUAAGCACCAAAUUAAAGCUGUUAACAACUGAGCUUAAUUUUACUGGAGAAGCGCUCAAAUGCAAUGAAAACAAGACUGAAUUCUUAAAAGAAACAGCAAGAACAGCAAUAAAAAAGCAAAAAGAUGAAGUUUCAAAAAUUCUUAAUGAUUGGGAACAUGAAAUUUUGGAAGUGAUAGAGAAAAUGGACAAAGAUAAAAAGACGAAACUAAAGUCAGCAUCUGCGCAACACAGUAACUUGAUCUCGGAAGUAAAGUCAUUGACCUCUGACCUUGAAGAGAAAGAACAACGUGGGAACCUGUUAGAGUUCUUCAUUACUAUGAAAAGAGACCACAAUCUUCUUCCAAAACUGUUACAUGACUUUCAAGUUCUGCAGAAAGAAAAUAAAAUACCUAAUUAUGGAUUUGCGCCAUCGAUGCAACUGUGUGAGAAGCUGAAGAAAGCCGAUGCUAUUGGUUCAGUUACACAGUUAUCUGCAGGACAGAAAAGACAACUUACAUUCAGUAAGGCUAUCAACGUGAAGUCAGAACAGGACUGGUAUUCAAAUUGGGUGAGCAGUGUCUGUGUAAUAUCGGAAAACAUUCUUGUUACAGCUGACCAAGGUUUUCUCAAGGUAAUAAACUCCACUACUGGUAAAAUUAUAUUCAUUGUAACGGUUCCAAAACAACCAGCAGGUAUAACAAAAACAGCGGAUAAAGAAAUAGCUGUAACAAUAAAUCAGCAGAAAAAGGUUAUGUUUUUCUCCAUUGCAGAAAAUGGUGCUUUAAGUUUCGAACGAGAAUUUGAGGUGGAUGGGGAAUGCAGGGGCAUAGCACAUACUAGCGGAAAGUUAAUACUGACAUUUGAAAACCCUGGAAAGUUGAAAUUGUUGAUAUGAAAGGAACAGUUUUGAAAUGUUUCAAAGAGGAAAUGGUUGAAUACAAAUUUCUAAAAUACUGUAGCUACGUAGCGGUCAGCAAAACUAAGGACAUAUUUUACGUAUCAAAUAGCAUGGAAGACAGGGUGACCUGCAUGACGCUCGAAGGAAAAGUCAUUGCCUUCUAUAGGGAUGACGAGCUUCGAGAACCAUGGGGUAUGGUAACUGAUGAGAAUGGAUCAGUUUUCGUCUUCUGCGGAAUGUCUUGUAACAUGCAUCAGUUGACAGAGGACUGUACUAAAGUGCAAGUAUUGAGAGAAAGGGGACCCGGACCACCGUGUGCAGUAGACUACUGCAGGAAAAGUAAAAGACUGUAUGUUGCAAGGAUGGCUGGGGAGCAUGUGAAUGAAUAUAUUUUGGAGUAGAACAUAUAUUCUUUCAAUUGGACUAAACAAUAAAUGACAAACUCACAGGCAACAUGGCAUCUGAAUUAUUUCUAUUUGUAAAAGAAGCUUAUUAAUUCUUAAAAACAACGAAAAGAUCAGUCACAUUUAUACUCGAUGACAUACAAUUAGACGUUUUGACGACACUCCUGUAUAAGCUAUUGCUUGGUUAGUUUUAACAAGCCAGCUUAUUUGUUUCUUCCCAUGGAAGAGAUUGACUCAGGCAAUAUUCAAGUCACAAGCAAUGUUGUCCCCGUACCAUUUCCUUUGGUACAGACAUGAUGUCUGUAUUUUUUCUCUUUAUCGUUAUUGGCAGAAGUACAUCACCAUCACCAUCAUCAUCAUCAUCACCACUUUUAUAAUAUCACGUUUAGCAGGAACAGACUUGUCUGGGUAUACAAAUGCAUGCUACUUUUAAUAAGUUUUUUUUUGGCUAGUAUACUUCAAAUGAUCCAUUCCGACAUAUAUUUGAUGAACAUUUUUUGCAUACAUCUUCUUUUAUAUUUUGUGAAUUUUCAUAGCCUAACUUGAUAAACGUGAUAGCUUUAAGUUUAGACUGUUGUACUGCCCUUCCACUUCAGCAGUUCGAAACUUGAGCGCGAAACUAUUGUAAAUGUAGAUCAAUAAAAGAACAUGAUAAUUA